AUGGUAUCCAAACCUCUUUCUCUCUUAAUUGUUUGUUUAAUCAUUGCUGCUUUAUUGGGCUUUGAUAUCAUUCAUGGAUGCCCAGAUUACCCUAUUCCAAUCGAAUUGGAUCAGAGUGAUGUUAGACUACAGAAUGCUUACUUGUUGGUAGAUCAGAUGAUACAGAAACAGAUGAGUGCAAAUGGAAUUAAGAGCUUUGUAGCAAGUAUUGUAUAUCGUGAUGAAAUGGUUUGGUCAAAGACUUAUGGAGUUCAAAAUCCACUCAAUGAUACUUCUCCUCCUCUUACUAUUGAUAGUCAUAUAGCAGUAGCAAGUGUAACAAAGGUAUUUACUGAUUUGAUGAUGUUCCAAAUGAGAGAUAGAGGAUUGAUUCAAUCAUUGGAUGAUCCAGUGACCGACUAUAUUAAAGAGUUUUCAAUUCUCGAUCCUUACAAACAAUCUCGAAAGAUUACAUUGAGAGAGUUGUCUUCACAUCAGUCUGGUCUUCCAAGAGAGUUGCCGUGUGCCGGACUGGGAAGUCAAUGCACCGAGGAAAUGAUCUUGUCGAUGUUGUCCAAGAUGUUCCUCGUGUUGCCACAAUACUCGGUGACACAUUACUCUAAUCUCGGUAUAUCAAUGCUCGGACAUGCACUAGCUCGAGCAGCAUCGCAACCAUACCAUACCUACGUGAAAAAGAAUAUUCUCGAACCUCUCGACAUGCACAAUAGCACCUUUUCAUUCAAACAAGCACUUCCAACAUUGGCAAUAGGUCUCACACUACUCCCUAACGGUUCCUACAUUGAGACACCACCUCCUCCCAUCGGAUGGGCUGGUCCUGCCGGUGGACUAUUUGCAACCACUCGUGACAUGUCUAAAUUCAUUGCUUUUUGGUUAUCAACUGAUGAUUAUAAUGAUUUCGGUAUCAUUAAUACAUACCAAGACCAAGACAAAGAAAAAAAAGACAAAAAAGAAAAAAAAGAAAAAAAAGAAAAGAAAUCAUCAAAACAACAAAAUAAGGAGGUUAAAGAAAUGGUUGUAUUAAAAAAUAAUACAACACCAAAAGUAUUAGCAAGUUCAACGAUAAAUGAAGCGUUGUCAGCUAUUAAUCUAGUAAAUGAUGGUGAGUCUGCUUACGGGACACCAUUUGAAAUGUACUAUGAUCAAACCAACCAAGUUUGGUUAAAAGGAAAACAUGGUGUUCACGUAGGUGUACGAUCACAGAUUCUAUUGGCAAAGCAGUAUAAACUAGGUCUAUUCUUUUCAGCAAUGUUGAAUUUAAAUACACCAGAUGUAUUUACACAAGCUGCAAUGGAUAUAUUAUUACCAGUUUAUCAAACUCUAUUAUUGGAACAACAAUCACCUCUUCAACAAAAUCAACUAAAACAACAAAAACAACAUACAACCAAUGAUGACCCAAGAGAAUUAUAUGUUGGUGUUUAUGGGUUAUCUGGACUUCCCAUGUUUGUAGUAUGGAUUGAUCAAUCUACCAAUCAACUCAUGGCAACUGGAUUCUCUUUACCAAAGUUUAAUGUUUCUAAAUUCUUGGAUGAGUAUCCAUUGGUACUAAGAAUAGAAAUAUCACAACCAUCAAAAUACAUUUGCAAGGAUGUUGUUGACGGUUACAAUUAUGAAUUGAUUUAUUUUACUUUGGAUGAAAAUAAUUCAACUCAAUGUUCAAGUCUUUUAUUCAUGGGUCAAUUAAUGACUCUUCAAUCUAAAAAAAAUACUAAACAUCUUGUUGAAAAUGGUUUCGAUUAUACUAAAUUGACUGAACAACAACAAUCAGAAAAAUAUAUUCAACCACAACAGCAUCAACAACAUGGAUACAACAGCAACCAUAAUCAUGUUAAAAAAGAUCAAAUAUAUAAUCAAUGGUUAAACAAUAUAAAUAUUAAUUAA
Molecule: messenger RNA, 1878 nt
Organism: Cavenderia fasciculata
Lineage: Eukaryota; Evosea; Eumycetozoa; Acytosteliales; Cavenderiaceae
Exons: 3
Coding region: 1-1878 (625 amino acids)
Source: RefSeq, a predicted model, not a curated record